This is a messenger RNA of Eurytemora carolleeae, 962 nucleotides long. RefSeq names its product fasciclin-2. The transcript has 11 exons. The record is from RefSeq and is a predicted model, not a curated record. Lineage: Eukaryota; Metazoa; Arthropoda; Copepoda; Calanoida; Temoridae. The coding region runs from base 562 to 960 and encodes 132 amino acids. Gene Ontology annotation, molecular function: protein binding.
UUCUUGUUUAUGGAUGGGUUCAACCUUUAAUUCUUGUUUAUGGCUGGGUUCAACCUUUAAUUCUUGUUUAUGGAUCGGUUCAACCUUUAAUUCUUGUUAAUGGAUGGAUUCAACCUUUAAUUCUUGUUUAUGGAUGGGUUCAACCUUUAAUUCUUGUUUAUGGAUGGAUUUUUUCGGGAAAGCUUACAGGACUAUUGAAUUAAUUUCCACCCCCUGCUGAAAAGAUUUGUUCCCCCGGCGUAUGUAGGUGGAGUACCAAUAGACUCCUAUGCUGUUGAAUAUAAAGAAGCUAGAAGUGAAUGGACCCAGGCUAAACGUAGGGUUUGGCCGGCAGCUGAGGACGGGGAGUAUAUUGUUGAAGGCUUGUAUCCCUUCACCACAUAUGAUCUAAGAUUCUCCUGCAGAAACAGGGUUGGAUUUAGUCCCUGGGGAGCUACCACUCAGAUAACAACUCCAAAUAGAGGAGCGCCUGACAAACCGUUGAUAAAUCGAGGACUGGAUGUGGAGGGCGGGGAGGUCGUUAUUGCGCCAGAACCAAACAAUUAUAUCCUCUCAUGGAGGAUGCCACAGGAUAAUGGAGUUCUAAUAGAUUACUACAGGAUUAUCUCAGCUCUGAUAAGAAAGGACGGUGAAACAGGGUGGACUACAGUUGGAAAAUCCCAGCAGACUGAAGUGCCUAAUAGAGGAACUGUAAGUUACACUUUGGAGAACCUCUACCAGAACUCAUAUUACAAUAUCAGUGUUGAGGCCCACAAUGAGAUUGGAUUCUCUCCAAAAGAUUUUAUUCUUAUUCGAACUAAACCAGGUGAAAAUGAUCCUGGAUCAAUGUCUGUACCUGAAUCCACAUCUCAGUUGUACUUGGGACCUAUUCUAGGCAUUGUACUUCUAGUUGCUAUUCUCCUUCUUCUUCUCAUCGAUCUUUCUUGCUGGAAGUUUAAUUAUGCUGGUAACUCAUCAUAGAA